Aspergillus homomorphus CBS 101889 is the source of this 1695-nucleotide messenger RNA. Its product is annotated as MFS transporter. The transcript is spliced from 5 exons. Bases 1 to 1695 code for a protein of 564 amino acids. Gene Ontology annotation, molecular function: transmembrane transporter activity. NCBI's taxonomy places the organism in Eukaryota, Fungi, Ascomycota, Eurotiomycetes, Eurotiales, Aspergillaceae. Gene Ontology annotation, biological process: transmembrane transport. The record is from RefSeq and is a predicted model, not a curated record.
AUGGAUCACCACGAUCAUGAAAAAUACUACUCCGAAACGACACCAGUGGACAGCACCAGCGAUGAUUACUCGUCUUCCUUCGAUGAACAAAACCCGGACGAUGAGCAUCACCCCGACUCGUUAGAGUUAGCCCGCAUCAACACAUAUAGACUACAGCAGAAGGCUACUGUAGGGUCGACGAGACCUCCGGUCCCUCGUGAAGAAUGGCUUCCCAUGGGUGCUGGGAAGGAGUAUCCGCCUCUGUUACCAGAUCCAGAGACGUAUGUGGUCGAGUUUGACGGUGCGAAGGAUCCAAUGCAUCCGUAUAACUGGACCAUCUUGCGGAGAUCCAUCCUUGUUGCCAUCCUCUGCUAUUCCACCUUCGCCGCCUCCUUCGCCAGUGCCAUCUUCUCCGCCGCCUCGACAGGCGUGAGCAGCGAGUUCCACAUCAGCACCGAAGUCAGCACGCUGGGCGUCACCUUAUAUGUCUUAGGAUUCGCCGCCGGGCCGACCAUCUGGGCGCCGGCCUCGGAGCUCAUCGGCCGCCGCUGGCCUCUAUCAGUCGGCCUCUUCGGCUGUGGUAUCUUCACUAUCGCCUCGGCCACCGGCAAGGACGUACAAACUUUGAUGCUCGGCCGCUUCUUCGGGGGCCUGUUCGCAGCCAGCCCGAUCUCGAUUGUACCGGCCGUGUUCGCCGACCUCUUCAACAACGCGCAGCGGGGUAUCGUGAUGUCCAUCUUCUGCAUGGCUGUCUUCAUCGGGCCGUUCGCGUCGCCAUUUAUCGGCGGCUUCAUUGCCAUCAGCGACCUCGGCUGGCGCUGGACCCUCUAUCUGCCGUCCAUUAUGGUCUUCUUCGGCUUCGCCCUGGUGGUUUUGUUUCUUGACGAGACCUAUGCCCCCGUCAUCCUCGUCCGCAAAGCCGCGCUCCUCCGCCGCCAGACCCGCAACUGGGGCAUCCACGCCAAGCAGGACGAAGUCGAGGUCGACAUGGCGGAGAUGGUCCGCAACAACUUCACGCGGCCGCUGACCAUGCUGGCCACCGAGCCCAUCCUGCUGUUGAUCUCACUGUACAUUAGCUUCAUUUACGGGCUCAUCUACGCGCUCCUCGGCGCGUAUCCCGUCAUCUUCCAGGGCGUCUACGGCAUGAACGCUGGCGUCGGCGGGCUGGCGUUUGUCGGGUUGAUCCUGGGCGAGCUUAUGGGCGGCGUGUUCGUCCUCUUCCUGCAGGGUGACUAUAAACGCAAGCUGGCGGCGAAUGGGGAUGUCCCAGUCCCGGAGUGGAGGUUGCCCGCGGCGAUUGUCGGGGCUGUUGCGUUUGCCGGGGGAAUGUUCUGGCUCGGCUGGACCGGCUACACCCCGAAGAUCCACUACCUCGUUCCCAUGGCCUCCGGCGUCCUCACCGGCUUCGGCAUCUUCUGCAUCUUCCUGCAGUGCUUCAACUACAUCGUCGAUUGUUAUCCGACUUUAGCGGCUUCCACCAUCGCAGCCAACACCAUCCUCCGCUCGGCCGUCGGAUGCGCCUUCCCGCUCUUCUCCCGGCAGCUCAUGCAGAACCUCGGCGUGCAGUGGGCAGGGACCCUGCUAGGGUGCAUCGCCACGGUGCUGAUUCCGAUCCCCGUGGUGUUCAAGAUGUAUGGGCCGUGGCUGCGGGCGCGGAGUAAGUUGGCGGCGUCGCCUGUGUAUGACGUAAACAGUAGGGCCAGCUAUCAUGAUUGA